AUGCCAGCCACUCGGUCCAGUAAAGACUUGUCAAAGCAUACUGCUUUGUUGAGAAAUUUCCUUCAGGCGACUUGGAAUGCCUUGUGUAGCAGCAGCAGCAAAGGAUUUCUAGAGGCACUCAAAACUUGGAUCUGGGGGGAAGAGACUGAACGCCAGCAACAUAUUUCACGCGCCGGUUGGAGGCACGCUAUCACUCAUUGUGGUGUGCACAUCCUCCCAGUUCUGGCGGUUAUUACGCUUUCUUGCUUCAAUCUCGUUGGGUUCUUCAUCGGUGGCAUCCUCCAAGGCCUCGUCGAUGAAACUGCUCAAACGAUUGACCUCUUAUGUCUUCAGGUCACCGCGAAACUACUCGAGCUGCUCAUCAUAGCAUCACUAGGCGUCAUUAUCAUGGACGUCGUUCGAAGUCAGUUGCUUGCUGGCGACGAAGGCAUACCUCUCGGCCUUCUUACCGCCAAGUUUCGCUUCAUAGACAUAAGCUACCUGGUGUCGCACGAUUUUCGUGCCGGUACUUUGGGAUUUCAGAGCCUCCGCCUCCGCCUGUCAUUCAUGCUUCUAAUUGGCACAUCGGCGCUGAUAUCUGUUUUUGCGGGACCAUCGACUGCGCUAUUGCUUAUACCAACCUGGCACGAAGCCUGGCCCGCUGGUAGCUCUAAGUUCUGGAUCAACGGAGAUCUUCAGCCGUCUAUGGUUGAUAGGUCGUCGUCCUGGGAUCCUAUUUGUUCCGACCCCACAAUGAUUACGGGUCAAACGAGUUCAAUCAACUCUUCCGUGGCAUCCUGUAUCUGGGCAGGCUAUCCGUAUCUGGCCGAGGCUUUCAGGCAAAGAGCCACAAGCGGUGAGCGCACCCUCUCAUACAGCGACGGUUCGUUCAGACGUGACAUAACCCUCAAUUGGGGAGUGCCAGAUUCAGAUACUCCGAGUGUCUGGCUAGACACCGCGAGAGUGGCCGCCUACGCAAGCAAUUUAGCCAUUGGGGCCUUUUCACAAUACAUGAGCCAAGAGUGGUGCACGGCGCUUUUUCACGCUCGAGAAACAGGCGCUGGAAAGCUCUUAUCAAACCUCAGAUAUCGCGCCUUCAACAGCACAAAAGGAAGCGUCAAGGGCCAGGUCCCUGUGACUCGCGCACAAUGCUUCGAAGCCGACAAUUAUCUCCCAGAACCAGUGUUGCGAAACGAACAGCCCCAAGGGCAGGUCUUGCUGCCUUUCCCAAUUAUUCCCAACUUCUCCGGGCGUCGCGACCUUCGAUACUAUAUUCCUGUUCGAUAUCUUAACACAUCUGAGUUGGUUACUCACUGGAUCUCGAUACCGACUGGUUUCUCACAAACUAAUUAUGGCGAGCAAAUAAAUCGAUACCCAAGUGGAUUUCUUGUCAUCCAGAACUACAACUUUGGCUACAGGAGGUCAGCGAUCACAUGUUCAGUACACGCAGACUGGGUGUCAGGCACCAACGUGGCCAGUGGACUUUGCUGGGGUCAGCAACGUUCCAUUCAGCAACGCGCCGUAUUGGACGAUGUGGAUUCAAUAGAUUUGUGGAGUAUCACAAGCCAACAAACUCCAGACCGGCCUGUGUUCAACGCAGCCAAUGGUUGGCACAAGAUCAACACAACCACGAAUUGGCUCGAGAGCUUGACGCCCAAAAUCCAAGGAAGUUCGACAAAUCAAACCACCCUGGCUUCUGUUAUAGAGCAGACACAAUCUCGCGACGGCGAAUCAGGAGCAGUUGGACAAGUGAAGUUGGAUCGUUUUAUUACAAUAAGCGCGAUGGUAGCUAGUUUCGUAUCAGACGGUCUUUCCCGUAUCGGCUACACCGAAAACUACGCAGACGAUGUUAAUGAGGAUAGAAUAUGCAACGGCGAUAGCCCAUCAUGCCCAUGGAACUGGGACCGAUGGACAUGGUCGCAGAUCUGGAGCGACCUCAUUCGAGGCAGGGCAGAGCUACACCCCGACGAGACACAUCGCCAGCCUGGCAAGAGCUACAUCUGGUAUGCGACCGUUGCAGGUUACGGAAUCAGGGCGACAAGCACAGCAUACUAUCUCGCGCUCACUGUUCUCUAUAUAUACCUCGUCCUUGUAAUCACUCACGUUGCAUACAUCUUUAGUAAGAAGGGACAGACCAGCGAUUCGUGGUCUUCUCUUACGGAUCUCCUCGUCCUUAGCCAGACGUCACCAGCGCCACAGGGUCUCCAGAACACAUCCUCGGGGGUGAAAAGCCACGCAACUAUGAAGUUGAAGAUGCGAGUGAAGGCCAACAACACGGUGCCGAUAGGAAAAGAGAAGUUGCAGUUGCUGGUCGGAUCAGAUGGCCUGGCUCCAAGUCUUAAGAGAGUCACGCCAGAAGAAAAGUACGGUGCCCAGACCUGA
Messenger RNA from Alternaria burnsii, 2361 nucleotides. RefSeq lists its product as uncharacterized. The transcript is spliced from 3 exons. NCBI's taxonomy places the organism in Eukaryota, Fungi, Ascomycota, Dothideomycetes, Pleosporales, Pleosporaceae. Bases 1 to 2361 code for a protein of 786 amino acids. The record is from RefSeq and is a predicted model, not a curated record.